Pipistrellus kuhlii (Kuhl's pipistrelle) is the source of this 1201-nucleotide messenger RNA. RefSeq names its product geminin coiled-coil domain containing (gene GMNC). The transcript is spliced from 5 exons. Gene Ontology annotation, cellular component: nucleus. Gene Ontology annotation, biological process: negative regulation of cell cycle; negative regulation of DNA replication. The record is from RefSeq and is a predicted model, not a curated record. Lineage: Eukaryota; Metazoa; Chordata; Mammalia; Chiroptera; Vespertilionidae. Bases 1 to 1029 code for a protein of 342 amino acids.
AUGCUGGCAGAGAGCCUGCACAGGCGCAAUACCGUUCUGCCUUGCCAAGACCAGUACUUUGUAGGAGGCCAGAGCUAUAAUUGCCCGUAUCCCACUACAACGUCAGAAUCUAGUGUUGACGUUUCCACGGAGACUUGGGUCUCUUUCUGGGCUGCUGGUCUCCUGGACAACAGAGAGCCCCAACAAGCACCACAGGCACAGGAAUCAUCCAGUGACUCGAAUUUCCCUUUUCCUAACUCUUGUUCAUGGGAAGAGGCUCAACUUUCCUCUCAGCUCUACAGAAACAAGCAGCUCCAAGAUACGCUGGUGCAGAAGGAAGAAGAACUUGCUAGGUUACAUGAAGAGAAUAAUCACCUCAGACAAUACCUGAAUUCUGCUCUGGUUAAAUGUCUUGAGGAAAAAGCCAAGAAAUUGCUGUCAUCAGAUGAUUUCUCCAAAGCAUAUGGAAAAUUCAGAAAGGGGAAGAGGAAACCCAAAGAGCAAAGAUAUUUUCCUCCUGAGAUCCCCCAUCGCAAAAAUGCCAAGAGAAACCUCUCUAGUGAAUUCGAUAACUGUGAAGAACAACCGGGGCCCCCUGUGGAUCCCUGGGUCCUUCAAACACUUGGGUUAAAAGAUCUCAACACCAUUGAUGAUACCUUAUCAGCUAACUACAGUGCCCUCUCCCCUCACCCCAGAAGAAUCACCAGCACAUUUCCCCAGUUUCUGGAGAAUGCAGUUCAUUAUGAAAAGGCCCCCACUGAGGAUCUGCAAAUUGACUAUGGAGACGAAAGAACCACUCCUUCCUGCAGCACUGCCAGCCCUGGGGAAGAUUUUCACUUCCUUUCUCAACUUCCAAGUCUCCCAGGAGGGCUGCACACUCUUCCUUACUAUACUUCGGAUGUGUCACCCAAUAAGACUGAGAUGGCCUUUUCCACAUCCCUGAGCCCCCACUGCAAUGUGAAAACUCAUUCCUUCCACCAGGGACAAGCCUUUGUUCGUCGAGAUGAGGUGGGAGGCUGGAAGUUUACCUGGGUUCCCAAACAGACUUAGUGACUCCCCUUCUAUCACAAAGGACUGCCAUGAACUCUGUUUACAAAGACCUCUCUUGCACUUAAACCUGGCUAUGUGGAAUACAGAAGCUAUUUCCAAGGCUGCCUCCUGCCACUUUAAAUGUCACUCUCAAUUAUCCACUUAAAUCUGCAGGGAAUGGCUUCCAAGAUUC